Molecule: messenger RNA, 962 nt
Organism: Eublepharis macularius
Lineage: Eukaryota; Metazoa; Chordata; Lepidosauria; Squamata; Eublepharidae
Product: kazal-type serine protease inhibitor domain-containing protein 1-like
Exons: 4
Coding region: 1-900 (299 amino acids)
Biological process (GO): regulation of signal transduction; regulation of cell growth
Cellular component (GO): extracellular region
Molecular function (GO): insulin-like growth factor binding
Source: RefSeq, a predicted model, not a curated record
AUGAAGCCUCUCCUGCUUCCAGCCCUUUUGGUCGCUCUGAUGCAACUUUCUCAGAGCUUUCCCGUCUGGUACCACCGAGGGUGGCUGAGGUUGCUCAGAGAAGGGGAUAGCUGUGGCAAGUGCGAGCCGGAACUCUGCUCUGUGCCGACAAACUGUCACGCCGGAACAGUGUUAGACCCUUGCGGCUGCUGCCCCGAAUGUGGCAACUUGGAAGGACAAAUCUGCGACUUGGACAAAAGUAGUAAUUUCUAUGGCCACUGCGGAGACAACCUGGAGUGCCGGUUAGAUGCGGAGGAUAUUAAAUUUGGAGAAAUCCCUGAGCCACAGUGCGUGUGUACAUCUCAAGAAAGUGUUUGCGGAUCUGACGGGAAGACCUAUGAGAACAUCUGCCAGUUCCAUGAAGCUUAUGCAGAGAAGGGGACAAGUGGUAGCGUAAAGCACAAAGGACCCUGUGAAUCAGCUCCUGUUAUUUCUUUGCCACCUCAAGAUACCCAGAACUUCACAGGAAAUGACAUCAUUUUUGGUUGUGAGGUGUCUGCUUAUCCCAUGCCACACCUUGAAUGGAAGAAGAAAGGGAAGAAAAUUUUUUUGCCAGGAGAUGAUGCUCAUAUUUCAGUCCAGGCAAGAGGCGGACCCCGAAAAUACAGCGUAACUGGAUGGUUACAAAUUCAAGGAAUCAAGAAGUCAGAUGAAGGGGUCUACGUAUGUCAAACAAAAAACAAAUAUGGGAUUGCCUAUUCAUCUGCCAGGCUGGAAGUUAUUGAUGAUUCACUGCCAGCAUCUCAGAAAUCUUCACACAACCAGAUCACCACCAAUAGUAGGACAGAUUAUGGAGACUAUUUUGUCCCUUCAGAAGACGAGGAAGAGGCAGAAUAUGAAUCCGGAGACUAUGAGAAAUGAAACAAGUUCUUAUUAUGUGAUAUUUGUGUCCAGCCUUCUUUCAUAUCCUCUAUUUUUACUUG